AUGAAGGCCCGAUCUUCCCUAGUCUGUGCCGGUGUGGCGUUGAUUCUACUGAUCACCGUCUUUCUCUACAACCCUCGACAUCCCUUCACUGUGCCAUUCUAUAUUCUCUCGGACGCCAGUGGUCUGUCCAGUCCCGUUACCCAUGUCGCCAUCUUCAAGAUAAAGCCGUCCACGAGAGCCGCAGACAUCCACAAGCUCGCAAAUGGCAUGAUGGAAUUGAAAGAGAAAUGCAUCCACCCGAUAUGGGAAAAGCCAUAUAUCCGCAGCAUCCACGGUGGCGCCAACCACGCUGUGGAAACAAAGUUCGGUAUCACACACUCGUUCAUCAUCGAGUUUGAUGCCGUAGAGCAUCGCGACUAUUAUCUUUUAACAGAUCCAGCAUACCAGAAGUUCCGAGAAAAUGUGAGGGAUUACCUCGACGAUGACAUCAUAUCAAUCGAUUUCCAGCAUGGCAAAUAUACAUAA
Molecule: messenger RNA, 465 nt
Organism: Clonostachys rhizophaga
Lineage: Eukaryota; Fungi; Ascomycota; Sordariomycetes; Hypocreales; Bionectriaceae
Source: the annotation of a GenBank genome assembly